AUGAUCAUCCGAGAAGGCUCUGUGGAUACCAUGUCCUGCUCCGUCCAGAAUGCCCUCCUCAGACAGGAGAAGGGGACAGGGAUUUCCACAGGAAAUCCCCCAGAAAUGGAGAAUUCCAUGGGGAAAGUCCUGGCCAGUAUACCCCUGGCCCAGUGUCUUCCAACUGCCUCGGGUGAGUUCUGCCAGUGGCCGAUAAGACAUUCAAAUGCGGCCUUUCUUUUGGAGGGUGGUGCCCUUCAACACCAAGUGUUGGAACUGAUCUUGGAGAAAAGUCCUCACCCUGUGCCUGGGGAAGCAGGAGUGAUGAAGAAAAUGGCAGGUUUCCCAGAAUCCUUCAUGUCCAGAUUCCUCCUCCUCCUCCUCCAGCUGCUCACACUGGGUUCAGCUCAGUUUUCUGUGAUUGGACCAGCUGAGCCCAUCCUGGCGUUGGAGGGGGGAGAUGCUGAGAUGUCCUGUCACCUGAACACUAAGGAGAGUGCUGAGGACAUGGAGGUGAGGUGGUUCCGAUCCCAGCUUCCUAACAUUGUGCACCUGUACCAGAAUGGAAAGGACCAGUUUGGAAAGCAGAUGGAGGAGUAUCGAGGGAGGACAGAGUUGGUGAAAGAUGCCAUGGAUUAUGGGAGCGUGACUUUGAGAAUACACCAUGUCAGAAUCUCUGAUGCGGGAAACUAUCACUGCAUUUUCAUUGAUGGCAGGGGGUAUGAUGACGAAGCCCCUCUGGAGCUGCAGGUGGUUGCUCCCCUCUUCCCGACGGCUUUAUCCUUGAAGGUGGCCCUGGGUGUGAACCUCCCCGUGUUGGGACUGCUGAUCGCUGGGGGCCUUUAUCUCAUCUGGAAACAGCACAGGGACAAAGAGAAACUCCUGAUCGAGCUCGGGUGGAGCCGGGCCCAGAUACACCAGACCAACGUCACUCUCCAUCCAGACACGGCGCAUCCUUAUCUCGUCCUGUCCGAGGAUCAGAAACGGGUGACAAUGGGACACACACUUCAGGACCUGCCCUCCAACCCGGACAGAUUCAGUCGUUCUCCCUGUGUGCUGGGCCGCCAGGGCUUCACCUUCGGGAGACACUGCUGGGAGGUGGAGGUGGGACAAGCGACUGUGUGGUACGUGGGGGUUUGUAGGGAAAAUGUGUGGAGAAAAGAGUGGAUCUCAGCGACCCCUGCGUAUGGAUUCUGGACCUUGGAGAAAGAUGGAGAUAGAUACUGGGCCCGCACUUCUCCCCUCACCCGUCUCCCCCUGACCAGAGCCCCCCUCCGGGUGGUGGUUUACCUGGACUACGAGGCUGGAGACGUCUCCUUCUACAGUGGCACUGACGGAUCCCACAUCUACACUUUCCCCCGCGCCGCCUUCUCGGGGACCCUCCGACCUUUCUUCCACCUUUAUCGCAUCGAUGACUCCCUGACCAUCUGCCCUGUGCCCGAUGGGGCUGAGGAGCCAUGUCGUCCCCCCGCCAGGGAGACCCCAGUGACCUCCCCCCCCCCCCCCCAAGGGGUGGGACCAGCCUCAGCCCCUGGGGAUGGGGUUCCCCUCCCUGGGGACGAUGCCCCAUUGCACCCCCCCCCCUCCCCAGCCCAGCCCCAGGGUCCCUCCUGCCCCUUAGGGAGCCGCCCGGCCCCUGCCCUCUGCUCCCUGCAGCUCCCCGGCCCCUCCCAGGGCUGCAGCUCCCUGUGUCCCCGCCUCCUCCGCUGUGGAAUGGGUGGGGAGGAAGAAGAAUGGGGAAAAUAG
Messenger RNA from Tachyglossus aculeatus (Australian echidna), 1725 nucleotides. Its product is annotated as butyrophilin subfamily 2 member A2-like. Gene Ontology annotation, biological process: T cell receptor signaling pathway; regulation of cytokine production. The record is from RefSeq and is a predicted model, not a curated record. Lineage: Eukaryota; Metazoa; Chordata; Mammalia; Monotremata; Tachyglossidae. Gene Ontology annotation, molecular function: signaling receptor binding. Gene Ontology annotation, cellular component: external side of plasma membrane.